AUGUCGUCCACCACGCCCCUCAACUUUGCCCCCUACUCGGAACCACCCGACCUCAACCCGGCCCACACCCGCUGGGCUCCUCCACCCGCCGCCGGCCCCGGUCCCUCGGCUUCGUCGUCCUCGUCCCCGUCCGCCGCACCGUACGAGGGCUACCAGGGCGGCGCAUCCGUCUCGUCCCUCGGCCAGGGCAACUCGUUCGGCAGCGCCGGCGGCUACGCCAACCUCGGCGCGACCGGGUCCGGCGGCGCACCAGGCUCGAGCAGCUUCGAGGUGACGCUCUGGCGCAACGACUACGAGGCCGCCGGCGCCUACGCCCUCGGCCCGUUCGGCGCAGCCGUCCUCCUCGUGUUCGAGAUCGAGUCCGACUACGUCCGCUUCCACGCGUGGCAGUCCAUCCUCCUCUGCGUCGGCCUCGUCCUGCUCCACUUUGUCGGUCAGCUCUUUGGUCGGUGGCUGCAGUACUUGCUCUUCCUCGGCGACGUCGUCAUCCUCGGACUCAUGAGCCUGCGAGCGUACCACGACGCCGACGUCCUCGAGCGCCACCACCUGCCAAUCAUAGGCGACCUCGCCAACUCGUGGGUCGCGACCGAGUAA
This is a messenger RNA of Rhodotorula graminis WP1, 594 nucleotides long. RefSeq lists its product as uncharacterized. The coding region runs from base 1 to 594 and encodes 197 amino acids. The record is from RefSeq and is a predicted model, not a curated record. NCBI's taxonomy places the organism in Eukaryota, Fungi, Basidiomycota, Microbotryomycetes, Sporidiobolales, Sporidiobolaceae. The transcript is spliced from 4 exons.